Salmo salar (Atlantic salmon) is the source of this 1839-nucleotide messenger RNA. The record is from RefSeq and is a predicted model, not a curated record. NCBI's taxonomy places the organism in Eukaryota, Metazoa, Chordata, Actinopteri, Salmoniformes, Salmonidae.
GAGUAAGCAGACUAGUAGAGAUCUACCAGAAACUAACAUCAUCUUUCUGUUCAUCUGGAGAAAGGAAAGUAGACGGGACGGUAGUCAGGGGACGCUGUAGAUGGAGAACUUCAAGCCAGCAUUUGACAUUCUGAUCUCACAAGUACGAAAAACAGGCAGUUUUUACCUGACCUUCUUUGCUGUUUUUCUUUACCACGUUGUGUUUGACCACUUAAAAUGCUCUUGUGAAGAUGGAGUUAAACCAGACCUUACAUAUGAGCAGGUUAUUUUCUACAUGGUGUCUCCAGCUCUGAUCUUCUUUCUCUUGACUCUCUGGAUGGAUGGAGAGUUUCAACGAAUCUUGAGAAUUACAUGCAGAUGCAGAUUUAUUUUUUUGGGAAGACUGUUGGGAAUCCUCUUUAAAGCAGCCUCUAUAGGGUUGCUGUGGGUUGUGUCUGUGCUUUUUGAUGGGGACUGGUACGUGUGCUAUCAAAGACCAAAUCAUAACUGCAGAUACAUCACGGAUAAUACAACAUACCAAACGGACCUAGAAAAGCAAAUUAAUUUCAAAAGGGACUCCAUGGUUUAUGGCUCAGAACUGGUUCUGUUUCUGCUUUUUGGGAAUUCUAUUCUGACUGCAGUAUCUUGGAGAGAUAUCUGUUCUAGACUUUGCUGGUGUAUCAAACCUUACUACAAGGCACUCUAUAAAGAGAAUCUUUACGAAGAGACAGAAAUUCUUAUUGAAAAAGACUUAAAGAAAACAGCUCAGGAGUGUGUAGUUCUUUAUAGCAGAGAACUACUACCGCCCCUUUUGAAUGCAGCCCGUAGAAACCCCACCACACAGGGAGAAGGUGGGUCAACCAUUACAGCCACCGCCACACAGGGAGGAGGCGGGGCAACCAUUAAAACCACCACCACACAGGGAGGAGGCGGGGCAAGAAGCAGCACCACCCAUCCUGAGGUGGAAGAUAGAGUGAUCACCAUUGACAACCUUGAUUUUAACAUUAUAUCUGAUCUAUAUAAUCAUAUAAUUGAUCAAAUCAACAUAGAAGAUAGAACAAGGAGGAACACGCAACCACUACUAACCUCAACUACCAACCCCCCAGCUCCCUCAACUACCACCAGCCCCACUCCCUCAACUACUACCAACCUCCCAGCUCCCUCAACUACCACCAGCCCCACUCCCUCAACUACCACCAGCCCCACUCCUUCAACUACUACCAACCCCCCAACCCCCCAGCUCCCUCAACCACCAGCCCCACUCCUUCAAGAAGACGGACAAACAACGGAAAUGUUGGAAAUGUCAAAUCUUGGUUCUAAUAUGUAAAAUGAUAUAGACAUUCAUAGUAUCAUACACUGUAUGUGAACCGUUUGUGAAAACUGUGGCUUUCAAGUGAAAUACUAAAAUAAGCCACAAAAAUAAACUGUAGCGAGUAGAGACCCUGUGUUUCUAAGGCUUCUUCUGUCUCACAAUAAACUGUGUUUCUGGUUACAAUUGCAGCAAUAGUUUGGUACAAUACAAUUAGUAUGGGUUAUAUGAGGGAGAGUGAACAACUGUGGGUGAUAAACCUCAACAACUAGCCUGUAUAAGUCUGUAUAAUGUCACAGGGUGGAUAUGUGAGCCGUGUGGCAAACAUGAGCCUGUUAGACCACAGUGAUGGUUGACAGGCUGUUCUAAAUCAUCUUUACUUCUAGGCUAUAACCAAUGUAAUCUUCAUUAAUGCAUAUAUGUUAAUAUAACCAAUGAAUUACUUUUGUCCUUGAUGCUAAAGUUCACAUUUUGUUACUGUUGAUUAUCGUCUGUCUUUAUGUCAAUCUUUAAAGAACAAUUCAAAUAAACUCAGCAAAAAAUAAACGUCC